AUGCCCAGGUUACUACAGGCAAAGGCCGCCAAAGAGGCAAAGGCAGUCAAAGAGGCGGAGGAGACAGCCAAGGCUGACAGUACAAAUAGACAGCUGCGCUUGUAUCAGAUUGUAAUUGCUACUCUGGUUGCUGCUUGUUUCUACCACUUUUCUCAAGAAUAUGAAUCCUUAUUGGGGUUGACAGCGACGGAUGUUUUUCCGAGGAUCAGCAGAAGUGUGCAUCACGUUCCAACAACUAAUCAAAAUCAACUGGUCCAUGUCAUGUUUGGAUUAUCCGGUGAUCACGAUGGAUUCUUUGCCGAGUUUGAAGUGGUCUUGAAGAGCGUCUUGCUGAAUGCGCCUCAUCACGCUCCAAUGGAAGUCCACAUCAUGACGGAUCAAGCCGCGAACCAAAAGCUCACUCAAGAAGUAUGGCCUCGGCUGUUCCCCAACAGUACUCCAACAGCAUCACCCACUACUCAAACCACCAAUCAACUCUGGUAUACCAAUGUGACUCUCACAAACUACAAUGUGGAAUCUCAUUUGGAAGAAUGGCGGAAUCAACUUUACAACAAAACGCGGGGGAUUUUUGGCAGUUUGGACAACAUCCACACUGUCGGGGCGUACUUUCGACUCUUUGCCCAUAAAGUCAUUUCGUCUCAUUAUUAUUAUGACCACAACAACACACACAAAGUGGAUCGCGUCCUGUACAUGGAUACGGAUGUGGUGGUCAUGGCCAAUCUGGCCGUUGUCUUUCGAGAAGCACCGACUACAACAGAGUGGAUGUUGCAAAUAUCAUGGCUGUGUGAUGGAUUUGCGUUAAUACAUCUCCCCCAAAUGGAUCAUUUCUGGAAACUCAUUGAGAAAAUUGACAUGUCCAAACGCGACAAUCAGUUUCACGAUCAAGAUUUAGUCUUGGCCAUACAAGAAUCCAUUGAUGUCGACAAACCCGUCUCGCAACGGCAUAUUCAGAACAUGUCCAAACCAUGGGACUUGUACGUGACACGAGAUUGGCCCAUUCAAAAGCCGGCGGAUCUCUUUCGGUAUCGACCACAGUUGGGGGCUAUUCAUUACAAUGGUGGUGCUUCGGACAAGACGGCCUAUUUCACAAAGGGGCCCUUUAUCAAUGACGAAAUCGCACGACCCGGAUGGGGCAUUGCGGCCAAUUUCUUUCGAGAUUUGCCCUGGUCAUGGGCAUUCUAUAUGGGACAAUCCAGGGGUUACUACGAUUCCAAUACACAAAUUCGAUUGAUAUCCGCAUGA
Molecule: messenger RNA, 1242 nt
Organism: Seminavis robusta
Lineage: Eukaryota; Bacillariophyta; Bacillariophyceae; Naviculales; Naviculaceae
Source: the annotation of a GenBank genome assembly